CAAUUUUUUUUGCAAAGCGGGCACAAGUUAAAAUGUGACACAAAAAGCGGGUAUAGAUGCAAAUGCCCCGCUAUUUUACCAAUUUUCCUCAAAACAGCCCUUUCAACGGACCGACUGUAACAAGCAAAGAGAAAACAGAAACUCUCAAGAGCUCAUAUUUUCGGAUUCAAUAAUCAGAUCAAACCCUCUCGCAAAAUGGGUCACGGACAUGGUCGACCCAGCAAAAAGAUCAAGUUUUCUUCUAAGGAGGAUUAUCGCUCUUCAGCUGCCGAUGAUGAUCAGUACUACCCAGAAGAAGGCGAUGAUGAUUUUCAAGAUGGCGAGAGGGAAGGGAAGAAGAUGGAUUUCACUAAACUGGAACUCAAACCAGAUCAUGCCAAUCGCCCAUUGUGGGCUUGUGCUGAUGGAAGAAUUUUCCUUGAGACCUUCUCUCCAUUAUAUAAACAAGCCUAUGAUUUUCUCAUUGCCAUUGCUGAGCCUGUUUGCAGGCCGGAGUCGAUGCAUGAGUACAACUUGACGCCUCACUCGUUGUAUGCAGCUGUUUCAGUUGGUCUUGAGACUGAAACUAUAAUAGCCGUGUUGAACAAAUUGUCAAAGACCAAGCUUCCCAAGGAGAUGAUUGAUUUCAUUCAUGCUUCCACUGCUAAUUACGGGAAAGUGAAGCUCGUACUUAAGAAGAAUCGGUAUUUUGUAGAAUCUCCAUUUCCUGAGGUGUUGAAAAGAUUGCUCAGUGAUGAAGCCAUAGCAAAGGCUAGAAUUUCCUCUGAGGAGAAAAGGAAGGAGAAAAAACAUAAAAAGGAAAAGAAAGACAAGGAAAAGAGAGAAGGUAAAGAAAAAAGGGAUAAAGACAAAAGUGAUGGGAAACACAGAGAAAAGAAAGAGAAAAAGGAUAAACACAGGGACAAGAAGGAAAAGCACAAGGACAAAAAGAAGGACAAGGACAAGGAUAAAGAGAAAAGCAGCAUCUCUGAGGAGGCUAGAGUUGCCGCUCUACCUGAGCCUUCUACUGGAGGGAAACUUCACGAGAGAGAUGAACAUAAAGAUAGACACAUUAGCUCAGAUAAAGGGAGAGAUGAACAUCAGCUCAGAGAUAGGGAUAGAAACAUCAGCUCUGAGAAAAGCAAGCGCCCCGAUCAGUUUCACAUCCAGCUUGGCCUCUCUGCUGUUGAGACAGAGGACUCAAAAUUUGUGCAGGAGUUGGAGAGGAGGAUCAGAGAUGCAGAAAAGGGUGCUCAAAGUCAGUUGGCGGAGAGAUUUCCAGUUGAGUGCAAAAGGGAUGAAGAGACAGGAAAAGAACAAAGAGAAAGGAUUUGUUAA
This is a messenger RNA of Nicotiana attenuata, 1317 nucleotides long. RefSeq names its product DNA repair helicase XPB1-like. Gene Ontology annotation, cellular component: nucleotide-excision repair factor 3 complex; transcription preinitiation complex; transcription factor TFIIH holo complex. NCBI's taxonomy places the organism in Eukaryota, Viridiplantae, Streptophyta, Magnoliopsida, Solanales, Solanaceae. The transcript has 8 exons. Gene Ontology annotation, molecular function: 3'-5' DNA helicase activity. Gene Ontology annotation, biological process: nucleotide-excision repair; transcription initiation at RNA polymerase II promoter. Bases 196 to 1317 code for a protein of 373 amino acids. The record is from RefSeq and is a predicted model, not a curated record.